Molecule: messenger RNA, 1557 nt
Organism: Peniophora sp. CBMAI 1063
Lineage: Eukaryota; Fungi; Basidiomycota; Agaricomycetes; Russulales; Peniophoraceae
Source: the annotation of a GenBank genome assembly
AUGGCUCUAGUACAGACCGUCCCGGCCGUUCGAAGGCUACCGCUCGAACUUCUCAUCGAGAUCUUCCUCGCAACGAAAGCUUUACACGGACCCGAUCAUGCUAAGCUCGAUCCACCUCCAUGCGCAUACCUAUCGCACGUCUGUCGAACUUGGAGAGCCGCGGCCCUCAUGUGCCAGCAGCUGUGGUCGUCUGUACUCCGCCCGCAUUUAGAUUGGACUGAUCUCUGCCUCGAACGCUGCCACAGUCUACCAAUUGAAAUCGUAGUCAACCGAAAGAGCGAGAUCAUCGUCGAAGAUUAUUGCGUUUUCGACGCCCUCGACAGCGUCUACUCCCGCGUCCGCGCCGUCACAGUCGACUUCCGAGAGGACCGAACAGACCCGAUCGACAAGCACGGGUUCGUCAUGAACGAAGCUUUGGAACUGGUCGUGCCCCAGUGCCUAUCUUCGCCCGUGUUGGAAGACCUGCAGAUCCAUUUGUCGACCUUCGAGGACGACAGCUAUCGCGUGCUCAACGAAGAGCUCGUCACAAACAUGACCCUUGCCCCUCGAAGGAUGUCGCUUACGGUGUCCGGUUGCGGGCUGAACUCGCCGUUGCAGUCGCUAUCCCCCGUGCUUCAUACUCUCAUACUUGAAAACGUCGUUCCAUGGAACAACUGCGAACAGCUGGCCGAGACCUUAGGCUCUCUGACUUCAUUGAAAGUCUUCGAAUAUCGAUGGACGCAAGAUCAUUACGGCGACACCAUCGAGUAUGAGGGGUCUUGGGGUUCAACAUACGCCCGGUUGCCCCGACUGGAACGACUCGUCCUGAGCGGAUUCCUCGUAGAGGACGUUUCCAUCUUCAGCGCUCUGCAGCUGCCCCCAAAGGCAGUCAUCGUCUUCGCGCCCAAAACGAGCCAUGAAUGUCUACUGAAUCACAGUCCCCUGGAGGAAGCCCGGGAUGAUAUGCCGAUGCGCUUAGUACGUCUCAUGGCACUAACGCUCCUGCGCCACCUGGAUGUUGCACACAAUCAUGGAAUGGUCGUUGCAUGUACGACCAUUACUAGGCACGGCGUCGAACUCACUCUCGAAUAUAGCAACAGUCUUGAUAGACAAACUUCAUCUACAGCCGUCUCCGAGUCGGGCCUUCCGUCCAUCACGUUCGACAUCCCUCCCUUCAGGACCAGAGAGCAGCGCGAUGCGGCCCAUAUGGAGCUGAUAUUAUUUCUCCGUCGGUACAAGAUCAGCUCGAUAAGCUACGCCGGAAGUCUCUCUUCGACAUACAUCUCAAGAAACCUCAAGCACCGCGCGCACGAGCUGCAAGAAAUCACCCUACAUUCAGAGGAGGAUGUGGUCGAAUUCCGCGUCUGCGCGCAUUUCGUGCACUUUUCCGCGCUUCGGAUCUUGAACAUCGACUGCGGACUGAGUGCUCCGGCAGAGAUGCUGCAAGAUAUCUUCAAAGCGAUGCGCCUUGCGGAGGUCGCCAAGGGAGAAGAUCAGAGAAGAGCUCUCCCGUUUGUUCGGGAAAGCCUAAGAAAACAGACGCGAUCUGCACUUACGGAUCUACGAUCUGUUCGAUGA